Molecule: messenger RNA, 2254 nt
Organism: Polypterus senegalus (gray bichir)
Lineage: Eukaryota; Metazoa; Chordata; Cladistia; Polypteriformes; Polypteridae
Product: pregnancy-specific beta-1-glycoprotein 4
Exons: 9
Coding region: 21-1286 (421 amino acids)
Source: RefSeq, a predicted model, not a curated record
CUUCAGUCACUCCUGCUGCAAUGCCAAUGCCUUUCUCAAUCCAAACAUCUGUAUCUUGGCUCAUGGUGUGCAAUUGUCUCACUAGAUUGGUGAGCUCAGAAGAUACCACAAUAUAUGGAGGAACGCAAGAAGACAUCUUACUGCAUCCUUCACGUCAACUCACUAAUGCCUUUACUUUUUCAUGGAGAAAAGAUCAAGAGUAUUUAGCAAAAUUCAAGAACAAUAAUGUGUUUUACUAUGGGGCGUAUGAUCAGAGAGCACAGCUUUUUCUGAAUGGAACCAUCAAGCUGGAAAAUGUCAGCAAAAAUGACUCUGGACUCUAUAUGCAUGAAGCCCAUGACAAAGAAGGGAGGUUAGUUAAUCAGGAAAGAAUCCAUGUAGAGAUACUAGAUCCGGUUUCAAAACCUUUGGUGACAGGUUGCCAUACCGGAGAAGGUAAAAUGACUUUGUCGUGCUCGUCAGAGAAAGGAGACAAUUUGUCAUUUGGGUGGAUUUUAAAUGGCUCUGUGGUCAGUAGCAGCUGCAAUCACACAGUAGAAAGAAAUGCUACUGGAAAAAUAUACUGUUUUGGUGAAAAUAAAAUCAGCCGUGAAUUAAGCGAUCCUGUCAAUUUACUGUGCUUAGAUCCGGUUUCUAAACCUUUGGUGACAACUUGCCAUACCGGAGAAGGUAAAAUGACUCUGUUGUGCUCAUCAGAGAAAGGAGACAAUGUGUCAUUUGGGUGGAUUUUAAAUGGCUCUGUGGUCAGUAGCAGCUUCAAUCUCACAGUAGAUAGAAAUGUUACUGGAAAAAUAUACUGUUUUGGUGAAAAUAAAAUCAGCCGUGAAUUAAGCGAUCCUAUCAAUUUACUGUGCUUAGGUCAUCGGACGAAAGUAAUAAAGAUGACGAGUGGCAUUGUUACGUUCUCUGCGAUCUUACUGCUUUUAUUCUGUGGAGCACUAAAAGGGAAGUUCCAUGCAGGAACGUGCAUCUUAAAGAAUGCAAACAUACUGAAAAAUAAAAGAUGCCCGAAAGAAACUUCUACUGCAGUAAAGGCGCAACCCAACAUUUACAUAGCAGAUGACGACAUAUACGUUGAAAUGAAACUUCAGGAAAAAAGUCCCUCAAGUGGCACAGAGAAAAUCAGUUCUCCGUCUGAAACAAGACCAGAAGAAGGAACGGUAAAUGAAAAUUUUGAGCCUGAAUAUGUGGAAAUGGGUCGUUAUGCAAAGAGAAGGGAAGUUCUUUCUGUCUCAAAUGUUUUACUGUUGACAACAGAGAACCCAGAACAUGGUACCCAUUCAUGAAUGGAUGUCACAAACUCCCAGCUACCGGAGUACACAGCAGUGGCUUUCUGUAAUUCCUGAAGGCUCCUGGUCGUAAGCGAAGAUGUGAAUACUGACAAGAAGGACGAUAAAGCGAUUACAAUAACCUCAGAAAGUGGAAUUUCAGGUUAUUCUGCAUAAACUGUAAAACUAACAGAGGACUCAUUGUGUUUAAUGUUUUUUUACAUUAACAUAAAAAUUUAAUCCAGGACUUUUACUAAACAGAUUAUACAGUACAUAUUCUGUUUUGCAUUUUUGAGAAGCACCAAUGCCCACGACAGUAAAUUCAAAUAAUAAUAAUAUCUGUGGAUUUAUGCUGUUUGAAUAUUCUACGACUUUCAGGGUUGAGUUUCGAAGAACUGUUGGGAAGACUACUGCUUCUGAUGAACACACUGGAGAGGUUUUCGUUUAUUUUCUGUCUUUGUUCUAGCGAUACUAGAUGUGUCAGUGAUCCCGGUGGAAUAUAAACUCCAGAAGAUCACAUUAUAAGAUGCUUCUGAACUCGGCCUUAAGCAGGCUUUUUCAGCUGUACAGAGUUAACUGCAUACAUUAGCCUGAAUCAUUUCCUUUCCGAUAUUCCUUGAGGGUUUGUGUAUUUUAUGUAUUUAUUUAUUAAAAGUUUUUUUUUCCCUUCGUUGCACUUCUUUAAGUCAUCUUAAUGCCAUGUGUAAAAAAUCUUAUGUAAAAACCUGGCUGUUUAAAGUCCCACUGUGCCCACUUAUUGUGUCGCAGCUCAUCAGUAGUUACUGUCAAUGAGGUCCGUAAAGAAGCCCCAUUCCUUCACUGGACACCUUGCAUCUGCAGUAUCUGGUUCUGUUCAUUCAGUUAUCCAUCUCAGUAGUCACUGAACAAAUUAGAUGGCCUAAAAAAACUAAACAUCAUGGCCAUGUCAGUCAAAAGUGCUCAGCCCAACUGUCAACUUAUGUCAGAUCAGAUUCUGAGACAGAUUU